Papaver somniferum (opium poppy) is the source of this 1268-nucleotide messenger RNA. RefSeq lists its product as uncharacterized. The coding region runs from base 69 to 1025 and encodes 318 amino acids. Gene Ontology annotation, cellular component: chloroplast. The transcript is spliced from 9 exons. NCBI's taxonomy places the organism in Eukaryota, Viridiplantae, Streptophyta, Magnoliopsida, Ranunculales, Papaveraceae. The record is from RefSeq and is a predicted model, not a curated record.
GUGUGUUGGAAAAAAAAGUUGGAUAUGAAAAGAAAACACCUAUUUCAGUUCUCUGUAGAUACUUAACAAUGGCAGCUUCAUCAUCACUACAAAUCUAUUCUUCUUCUUCUUCUUUGUUCAAUCCAUAUAACAAAUCAUCGAAGAAGUCUAAUAUCAGACGUUGUAGGCACGUUUAUAAUGUGAUCAAACUUGACAAGUCUGCUUCUUUCAUUUGUUAUGCUUCUAAGAAGAGGAAUGGUUUCAUGGAUCAAAUUCUUGACUAUAUUGAAGGGGGGCCAAAGUUAAGGAAGUGGUAUGGUGCUGAAAAAUUACCAAAGGAUGGAGGAGGAGAUGUUGAGGAUGGUGAAGAUGAUGAUUCUCAAGAAGUAGAACAAGUAAGAGAUGUUGUGUUAGUAACGGAUGGCGAUAGUGAGAUCGGUCAGAUGGUAAUACUAUCGUUGAUUGUGGCUCGAGCUCGAGUGAAAGCAAUAGUGAAAGAUAAAAGAGCAGCUAUUGAAGCAUUUGGCACUUAUGUUGAGUCAAUAGCCGGAGAUGUAAAUGAUCCACCAUUUCUUAAGAAGACUCUGAAAGGCGUCCGUUCAAUUAUAUGCCCAUCCAGUGAAAUUUUCGUCCCCGAUAUCGAAAGCUUGGAAGGAGUAGAGCAUAUAGUUCUAUUGUCUCAGUUGGCUGUUUAUAGAGGUAGCGAUGGAAUACAAGCUCUUAUUCAAAGCAGUGCAAAGAAAUUAGCGGAGAAAAAUGAGUCCAUGGUGAUGAAUUCUUCGAAUAAGAUUCCUUACACCAUUAUCAGAGCUGGUUUGUUGCAAGAUACCCAAGGAGGCCAACAAGGUUUUAACUUUAAAGAGGGAAGUGCAGCACAAGGAAAACUAAGCAAAGAAGAUGCUGCAUUCAUUUGUGUGGAAGCACUCAAUGCUGUCCCAAAGAGAGGUCUAGUUGUUGAGGUUGCCAAUGGGGAGGAAACUGUUUCAGACUGGAAAGAGCUAUUCAACAAAUGGAUUCAAAAUGCAGACGAAGAACAGCUUGAAUGACUACUUACGUAUCCAAAGGGUGUUUUACCCUUCGUAUAGAUCUAUUUGUCAAAUGUAAAGCCCUACCAAAACAAUAAUUAUUUACUAUCGGAAAAAGAAUGCUUGCAUUUCCCAUGCCCACUGUAAUUUUUUUCGCUCCAGCCACCCACGCAGUGCAGAUCUUGAUCGCGUCUGUCUGGAUUGGGAGUCUUUGUUUUCAUAUUUUUUUGAGAAAUUGGGUCAGUUGCCCAAAUAUUUUUAAAA